AUGAUAAUGAAUAACAGUGUGACUGAAUUCAUCCUCUUUGGGUUGACACAGGAUGCUGAAAAGCAGAAAGUAAUAUUUGGGGUCUUCUUGAUUCUUUAUCUUUUGACUCUGCUCUGGAACUUUCUCGUUGUGGUGACUAUUAAGUUAAGUGUGAGCCUUGGGAGUCCUAUGUACUUCUUCCUGUCCUACCUGUCCUUUGCUGAUGCCUGCUUUUCUACAACUACAGCCCCCAGACUGAUUGUGGAUGCUCUGACUCAGAAGAAGACUAUUUCCUACAAUGAGUGCUUGACCCAAGUCUUUGCAGUCCAUUUCUUUGGAGGUACGGAAAUCUUUGUGCUCAUUGUCAUGGCUUUUGAUCGCUAUGUGGCCAUUUGUAAGCCUCUGCAAUAUACAACCAUCAUGAGCCAGCGUGUCUGUAGCAUGCUGGUGAUUCUGGCUUGGGUGGGAUCUUGUGUCCAUUCUACAGCACAGAUUUUCCUUGUUUUGCAAUUGCCCUUCUGUGGUCCCAAUGUGAUUGACCACUACUUCUGUGACGUGGAACCAUUGAUGCAACUUGCCUGCAUGGACACCUUUGUGAUAAAUUGGCUAGUUGUGUCCAAUAGUGGAACUGUAAGUACAAUGAGUUUCAUAGCCUUGCUUAUUUCCUAUGUUGUUAUUUUGUACUCCCUGAGAAACCACAGUGCUGAAGGAAGGCGAAAAGCUCUUUCCACCUGCACCACCCAUUUCAUUGUGGUUCUCCUGUUUUUUGGUCCAAGUAUAUUCAUAUACACACGCCCACAAACCACAUUUUCAGUGGACAAGAUGGUGUCUGUGUUUUAUGCAAUUGGGACACCCUUGCUUAACCCUCUGAUCUAUACACUGAGGAAUGCCGAAGUGAAAAAUGCCAUGAGAAAGUUAUGGUGUCGCAAAAUAUGA
Messenger RNA from Orycteropus afer afer, 915 nucleotides. Its product is annotated as olfactory receptor 4C11-like. Lineage: Eukaryota; Metazoa; Chordata; Mammalia; Tubulidentata; Orycteropodidae. Gene Ontology annotation, cellular component: membrane. Gene Ontology annotation, molecular function: olfactory receptor activity; G protein-coupled receptor activity. The coding region runs from base 1 to 915 and encodes 304 amino acids. The transcript has a single exon. Gene Ontology annotation, biological process: G protein-coupled receptor signaling pathway. The record is from RefSeq and is a predicted model, not a curated record.